CCUUGGUUGUCUCUCUGCAUAUCAUGUCUGGUAGGUGAAACAAACACGUUUAGACGCAAUCAAUCGAAUGCCUAUUUGAAAAAGAUGGCGGCGUUCAUGCGAAGCAUGGGCUGUCGUCCCUUGGCAUCAGAAGUAAAAGCUAUAUUCAUGACAGGUAAACAGAACCCCUGUAUCGAUUUGAAGAGGUACGUACGCGCAUUAAGACGCCGACCCGUGAAGGUGUUGUACCCAGAGAAUGAAGCAGAAAAGCGAAUAGAAAAAAAACAGCACGAUGUCGGAGUCGUUGACCAGCGGUCAGAGCGUCAACAAACGUAUGUUGCAAAGAAGUCCGGCACUGAGAGCAGUAUAAAACACAAACAGAAAGCUGAAUUUGUAAAAUCAGAUUUCCGGAGGGAACCUAAACAAGACGCGAAAGCAACGACAAAAAAACCCUCUGUUGUUGGUGAGCUGGAAGGGUUGCGAUACGAGAAGGUCUUCCCUGGCGACAAGAGAUUGGCGAGAGCUGUGAGCGUUGCACGCUCCAGGAAGUUUCGGGAACAGCAGGGCAAGGUGCUCCUGGAAGGGAAGCGUCUGAUCUGUGAUGCUCUGUCGGCUGGGGCCAUUCCGCAGAUACUUUUCUUCAGUACAGUGGAACGACUGCGUGAGCUGCCUCUGGACAAGCUGAGGCGCGCCAGCCUGGUUAAAGUGAAAUUCGAGGACAUCAAGAUAUGGUCCGACCUCGUUACACCACAAGGAGUGAUGGCUAUAUUUUCGCGUCCAGAUGCGUCUCGGCUGGUCUUCCCCCAGGUCCAGUCGGUGCCGCUUUACCUGAUCUGUGACAACGUGCGCGACCCGGGAAACGCUGGCACCAUACUGCGUUCCGCUGCGGCCGCCGGCUGUCACAGCGUGCUGCUAACCAAGGGCUGCGUGGAUGUCUGGGAGCCAAAGGUACUCCGAGCAGCGAUGGGCGCCCACUUCCGUGUUCCCAUCAUUCCCAACCUGGACUGGGAAGUGAUUCCAAAUUACCUUCCGACCACAGUGACUGUCCACCUGGCUGACAACUGCAGCGGGAUGGAGGUCGAUGGAGACGGCGAGUCGUACGGGCCUCCAAAAAAAGCUGGGGACUACGGUUGGGUGAGCAGCAGGCCCAACAGCAAGAACAUGCAGUAUGAGGAGUACGACACUGAGUAUGAAUCCGAUUCGGACGAGGAGGGAGGACGCCCCAAGCUCUCUCUCCCAACCGUAGAGAGCCAGCUUUACCAUGCUAACUGGGUCCAGAGUCACACUGCACUCGUGAUUGGUGGUGAGACUCAUGGACUCAGCCUGGAAGCUCUUGAGUUGGCAGAGAGAACUGACGGCCAACGGCUCACUGUUCCCAUGGUUUCAGGGGUGGACAGUCUAAACUCCGCUAUGGCGGCGAGCAUUCUUCUGUUUGAGGGCAGGCGACAGCUUGCGCUACUUGCAGGGCAGUCUAAGGAGAAAGCAAGAACCAAAAUGCCAUGACCGUGACUCAUGUGUUUUACUGUGUUUUUUGUAUUUACAUCGUGGUUGUGUAUAAAUUCUUUGGCUAAGCUUCAA
This is a messenger RNA of Conger conger (European conger), 1557 nucleotides long. It is a transcript of the gene mrm3b, whose product is annotated as mitochondrial rRNA methyltransferase 3b. Gene Ontology annotation, biological process: RNA processing. Bases 85 to 1482 code for a protein of 465 amino acids. Lineage: Eukaryota; Metazoa; Chordata; Actinopteri; Anguilliformes; Congridae. The record is from RefSeq and is a predicted model, not a curated record. Gene Ontology annotation, molecular function: RNA binding; RNA methyltransferase activity. The transcript has 4 exons.